UCAGCUGAUGCGUAGCGUCACGUAAUGAGCCCUCGAUGAGGAGGGUGUAGGGGUUGGUCCUGGAAGCCCGCUGCUGUAGUCCUCCUCAUCAUCUCUGGUCAUGUGGCUCUUUCUCUCAGGCUGCAUCUGGAUCCUCCUCAGGAAGUUGGACCUGUUUCCUUCCCUGCAGCCUCCCUCUGCUUUCUGACAGUCGCUCCAGUUGGGCUGCUUGCUUCCUGGUUCUCCGUGUUUUAACUGCGGCUCUCGGUCGCCGCUCAUCGGCCCGGGCCUGGGAGCCUGAGAGGCAGGGCUCUGCUGCGAACACCUCCAUCUCCUCUCAGAGCCAGGGAGAGCUUAUCAUGGAGGCCCCGGCGGAGGAGGAGCCGUUGCAGAAGGACAAGUACCUGCCUCUGCCUACUCUGAGCCCAGCCGUGCCCCCCUUUGUGACUUUGGGUCUGACGGUGGUCUACACCGUCUUCUAUUCGCUCCUCUUCACAUUCAUCUACGUCCAGCUCUGGCUGGUUCUGCGGUACCGACACAAGCGCUUCAGCUACCAGACUGUGUUUCUGUUCCUGUGCUUGCUGUGGUCGGCCCUGCGCACCGUGCUCUUCUCAUUCUACUUCAGGAACUUUGUCACAGCAAACACCCUGGGGCCCUUUCCCUUUUGGCUGCUCUACUGCUUUCCUGUCUGCCUGCAGUUCUUCACUCUCAGCCUCAUGAACCUUUACUUUGCACAGGUUGUUUUUAAGGCAAAGUCCAAAUAUGCACCAGAGCUUCAGAGGUACAGGCUGCCCCUCUACCUCCUUUUCCUGUUUAUUAGCCUGGUAUUUUUGGUCGUGAAUUUAGCGUGUGCCCUGCUGGUGAGGAUGUCCUCAGCAGAAGCUCACACCAUUGUGCUCGUGAGAGUCGCCAUCAACGACACGCUUUUCGUCCUGUGUGCGGUCUCGCUCUCUUUGUGUCUUUACAAGAUCGCCAAGAUGUCUCUGGCCAACAUUUACCUGGAGUCCAAGGGGACGUCGGUGUGCCAGGUGACAGUUAUAGGAGCCAUUGUCAUACUGCUGUAUGCAUCCAGGGCCUGCUACAACUUGGUCGUCCUGGGUCUCUCAAACAAAAGCAUUAACUCGUUUGACUACGACUGGUACAACGUGUCGGACCAGGCAGAUCUACAGUCGACUCUGGGUGACACCGGCUACGUCGUCUUCGGAGUGAUUUUGUUUGUUUGGGAGCUGCUACCUACUUCCCUGGUUGUAUAUUUCUUCAGAGUUCGGAAGCCCAACUUGGACAGGAGCAGCUCUGGCCUCCCAGGUCAUGUCUUCUCGUCCAGGGCUUACUUCUUUGACAACCCAAGACGUUACGACAGCGACGAUGAUCUCGCUUGGAGCGUCAUGCCUCAGAACAUCCAAGCCAGUCUGGCUGCGGACAGUUACGAGUGGGGGAGCCAAAACAGCGGCAUCAGCGCCUACAUUGGAAGUGAGGACAGUUACAACUACUCCCGUCCUCCAGAGGAACUGAGCCAUUACUGAGGGGAGUUCACAAUGACUCCUGUUGGCCUGUUGCUUUGCUCCUUAUCUGUAUAUUUUUGCCACAGUCUGUUACUGACUGAGGCACAACUUUAUUCAUGAGCUGUUCCGUUUGGAGGAAACCAACAGACUUAUCUCAUUGCCAGUAUAUAAAAGCCCAGUAAUGGGGCUUUACUUUUGCACACACCUUGUACAGAUUAUGAUCUGUUCUUAAACUCUUUCAUUAUUUAGUUCAUGUUGAUUACAACUUAAUAUAUUUCCUAACCUUUGUAAGAAGUACUGUAAUACUUUUUAUUGUACUGUCUGAAUGUUUUUUUUUCAUACAGAUGUUUAUAACGAAGAGAGACUCGUUUAAUUCAUAUUAAAAAGUUUAAAUGCUGUAGAAAUGCUUUAAUGUUAACAUUUCUUUUUGUAGCUGAGGUUUUCCAUGGAUAUUGAAGAGAAAAAAAGUUCUCAGCUUUGGAAGCCAUACCUUGCACUGCAGCACCCCCUGUUGGUGCUUCAACUUGAGUUGUUGACAUUUGUUCUUUAAAAUCUUGGUUGUAUUUAGUGAUAAAAAACUAAAAGUGCAGGGUUCUUACACAUUUCCCCUUUGGAACAUUUGCAGCCAUCUGUGCAAAAAGAAAGGCACAUAGUUGAGUUUUAUUAUCUGGAUACCCUACAUGUAUACAUCAUGACAGCACAACGCUGAGGUUGGCUUCAGAUCCAGCGGCAUCAUAAACGGCACUGGUUUACUUGGGGUUUUUUGGGCAAGUUAAAUUGGCUCUGCUUUAAAAUUUAUGCCAGAUUUGUCAAAUCAGGCCUGAUUAUUUUACUAUAAAUGCAAGUUCAAUAACAGAUUGUUUCAAUUUAUGCUUUUAAAUGUAGAUCCUCUCGCACAGAAAAAAAUGUAGUUACAUAUUGUGCACAGAAUUAAGAAAAAUAAAUACAUUUUGGGAAGUAAAAACAGGAUUUUAUAAAAGGACUCUGUAAAACCAAACUGAUCAAUUUCUUCAGCAUGUUGCAAUUUACAGAUAAAAGGUGUAAAUUAUAUACAAACCGAUGAAAGAAGCACUUUGUUUAGAAUAUCUUUUUAAACUGAAUAAGGAAUAAAAUCUGGAAACUCAAA
Messenger RNA from Girardinichthys multiradiatus, 2607 nucleotides. It is a transcript of the gene gpr137ba, whose product is annotated as G protein-coupled receptor 137Ba. The transcript has 7 exons. Gene Ontology annotation, cellular component: lysosomal membrane. NCBI's taxonomy places the organism in Eukaryota, Metazoa, Chordata, Actinopteri, Cyprinodontiformes, Goodeidae. Gene Ontology annotation, biological process: regulation of autophagy; negative regulation of osteoclast differentiation; negative regulation of bone resorption. Bases 339 to 1502 code for a protein of 387 amino acids. The record is from RefSeq and is a predicted model, not a curated record.